Molecule: messenger RNA, 1551 nt
Organism: Meloidogyne enterolobii
Lineage: Eukaryota; Metazoa; Nematoda; Chromadorea; Rhabditida; Meloidogynidae
Source: the annotation of a GenBank genome assembly
AUGCAUUCUUGGAUCGACCCCGAUGCUAGCGAAAGUGAUCUUGAUGCAUCUUUCGACGAAAGAAUUUCCGAUGCAAUUCCCAGCACUUGUGGAGGGCGUAGAAGAUCUGGAGUAAAAUCUAAUGCAACAAACAAUAAAUCUACACAAAACAAUAUAAGUCCAUUUCUUACACCUCCACGACCUGAACGUCAAGCAGUGCAACAGAAUCAGCCUAAAUUACAAUCAUCACGGAGUCGUCACACACACGACCCAAAUACAACUCCUCUUGCUACUAGACAAUCAGAAAAAUCACGUAGUAAUUUGGUAGCUGCACGCAGAUCUGCACAAUCGCCUGCUAGUAUAUAUUCUGAAGAUGAAUCAAUUCGCCAACACAGAUUAAAAAUUCAAAAUCAUCCAAAACCUGGAAAUGGUGCUACUAAACUGCAACAACUUGUUAACCUUCCAUUUCGUGCAGUUUUCGGGCGUGGAAGUCGAGUGGCUAGUUCUCGUGAGGUGGAAGUUCAAAGAGCUGGUUCUUCAUUUAAACCUAUGUCCACUCCUUUUGAUAAAGGUUUCGAAGCCGAACUGCCUUUGCAUGACUCACCCGAAAUCGAUCGUUUUCCAAAUGGUGUUAAUAGAAGUCAACAAACUUUGAAUGGUCUCCAACAAAGAGAAUAUCAGCAAACUGAGAUAACUGCACAGCAACAAACAAAUACGUUCCAACGAGAAUUUUCACAGAAUAUUCCCCUACGGCAUGAUAAAGAAAAUCAAACUGACGAUAUUCAAAUAGCUGCUGACUCACCAAUUUCUGACAAGUUCAAAAAACAAAAUAAAAAUUAUAUUUUUCACAACAACCGACUACAUUCGCCAUUUCAAAAUUCUUUGUUAAGUAAUAAAUAUGGGCCGUCAUCAACACUUCGUUAUUAUCGACCUUAUUCUUUACAACCACCGAUUGCUGUGACACCUAAACCGGAACAUUAUAGACGUCUUCACCUCGAUCAUCUUGCCAAACGAAUUCGUGAAGGCGAAUUAAAACGAGUUCAACUUAGUGCUCAAUUUAAGCUGUUUAAUGAAAGUACUCGACAGGAUUUAGAGGAGUGGGAACUUUUGAAUAAUCAAUUAAAAUUGGAUGCUCGUCGUCGUAACUUUGAGCAAAAUCUCCGAGAACAAGAAGAACGUGAAAGAAAUACAACAACAAAUAAUAGUCUUUCUACUCGUCCUGUUGCUGCACGUCCAUUAACUCCGGCACCUAUUUUAAGGAAGACACCAAUACCUAAAACAAAUGUGCCUCGUGUAUCCUUUACUUCACCGCCUAUUCGAUCGCCCAACAGAAAUGUAGUCCGAUCUCAAUCUCAAAGACCACCAGAAAAUCCCGAUACCAGAAAGGCAAAGAAGUACAUCGAAAAUAGAGGAAUUGAAGAGGAGGAUAGACGUGUUAAUUAUGUAAUUAAAUGGAAUUCAAAUCAAGAACAACUUAGAAAGGCAAAACGUGCAAAUCCGCGUAUCAAUCUCAAAUCCAAUCCAACUUCAGUAUUUCAAUAUAUUCCUGGAAAUUCUUCUACUCGUCGCUAA